AUGGGUGCGCGCGCGUCCACGUUCGACACCGCCGUCGCGAGCGCGCGAGACGACGCCGACGCGAGCGGUGUCGAUGGUUUCGUGCAGGUAUCGCCGAAGAUGGACCGUAAGGCGGCGCUGGAGGAUGAACCGUUGACGCGCGCGAUGACCGAGGCGCUCGACGCCCUCGACGCCGCCCCCGAGGCGACGCGGUACGCCGACCGAUCGGAGAUCCGAGACCUCCUCGAUCGCGUCCGCGCGCGAGACGCCGCGCGCGCGCUCGAGGACGCGCACGUCGACGGGCACGGCUUCAGAUGA
Molecule: messenger RNA, 297 nt
Organism: Ostreococcus tauri
Lineage: Eukaryota; Viridiplantae; Chlorophyta; Mamiellophyceae; Mamiellales; Bathycoccaceae
Product: unnamed product
Exons: 3
Coding region: 1-297 (98 amino acids)
Source: RefSeq, a predicted model, not a curated record